Populus euphratica (Euphrates poplar) is the source of this 1503-nucleotide messenger RNA. Its product is annotated as embryonic stem cell-specific 5-hydroxymethylcytosine-binding protein-like. The coding region runs from base 90 to 1175 and encodes 361 amino acids. The transcript has 8 exons. The record is from RefSeq and is a predicted model, not a curated record. Gene Ontology annotation, biological process: protein-DNA covalent cross-linking repair. Gene Ontology annotation, molecular function: single-stranded DNA binding. NCBI's taxonomy places the organism in Eukaryota, Viridiplantae, Streptophyta, Magnoliopsida, Malpighiales, Salicaceae.
GGCAGAGGCAUUAGAAGAGGAAAGUCAGCAGUUGCAAUCGACGACGGGAACUGAAAGAGGGAGCAGCACAGCAGAAAGGAAAAGAUAAGAUGUGUGGUAGAGUGCGUUGCACUCUCAGAGCCGACGACAUCCCCAGGGCAUGCCACCGCAACACCGCCACCGUCCGCUCCGUCAAUAUGGACCGGUACCGCCCGUCUUUCAACGCAUCACCGGGUUCGAAUUUGGCGGUUGUCCGUAGAGACGACGCAGCCAGUGGUGGGGACGGUUAUGCUAUCCACUGUAUGAAGUGGGGAUUAAUUCCUAGUUUCACUAAGAAAUCUGAGAAACCGGAUUUCUACAAGAUGUUUAAUGCACGAUCUGAAUCACUGAGCGAAAAGGCUUCUUUUCGUCGCCUGAUUCCAAAAAGCAGGUGUCUUGUUGCAGUAGAAGGAUUCUAUGAGUGGAAAAAAGAUGGGUCAAAAAAGCAGCCCUACUACAUUCAUUUCAAGGAUGGUCGGCCUCUUGUGUUUGCUGCUCUUUAUGAUUCAUGGCAAAACUCUGAAGGCGAGAUACUUUACACCUUUACUAUAGUCACCACUGCUGCAUCUUCAGCUAUACAAUGGUUGCAUGACAGGAUGCCUGUUAUUUUGGGUGACAAGGAAGCAACUGACAUAUGGCUAAGUGUUUCUUCCAAUUCCAAAUUUGAUACGGUGCUUAAGCCUUAUGGACAUUCUGAUUUGGUAUGGUACCCAGUGACACCUGCGAUGGGCAAGCCAUCUUUUGAUGGACCAGAGUGUAUUAAAGAGAUACAUUUGAAGAUGGAGGAAAAGGGUACUAUCUCAAAGUUCUUCUCACGAAAGGAAUUUAAAGAAGAAUCAAAUCCUGAAGAAAGUACACAUGGCAAAUCUCUCAACUUGGAGCCAAAAAGUGUGAAAGAGGAGUAUGAAAGUGAAGAGAUGUUAAAAACUCCAUGCUCCGCUAGAACAGUGGACCAUGAUUUGAAAUCAAAACUCGAGACUUUUUCACAUGAGGGUGAAACGAAGUGCAAAACAAAACGCGACCGUGAGGAGGUGGUUGAUUCAAAGCCGAAGACAGAUGAAAUUGUCAAACCACGGGCAAGUCCAGCAAAGAAGGCCAAUCUCAAGAGCGUUGAUGAUAAACAGCCAACACUUCUUUCAUACUUCGGCAAAAAGUAGGAUUCGUGCACCCUGAAAUUCAAAAAUCACGAGCAAACUGUAUAUAUACACACUUCAACACUAAUUUCCUCGUGGUUGUCAUCUCUGAGAUCUAGAUGAAAGCUUUAUUGUACAACACAAGCCUACAGCACAGUUCAGCAUGGGAGGUUUUGUGUUUUGACCUUUUUUUCUGCGUGAAUCUGUUUGUACUCUAGCUAGCACCUCCAAUUGGUACCCUGUAUGCACAAGGUAGCACUCCUUGUAUCUGAUUGGAAGCUACUGUUGGGAUGAUGCUACCGAGACUGCAUGUAAAAAUUUAAAUCUCUCUAUUAUCUUUUCGCUGACCCCA